UGACCGCCCGGCUCUUAUCAGUACGUUGCGUUCCUUGACGUCGAAAGUAAUUUGUCUACUGGUGCUUUAACUUUAAGAACAUAGAACUUUCCCUGCAAGCUCAGCUUGCGUGUGCUGUAACCGUUUCGAAAUUUGUUGUUGUUGUUUUACCGCCAUUGCACGCACACCGUACAAAACAAUUCCAGGCAUUUCCAAGUAUUGUGCUUGUUCGUGUCACUGUUCAUUUGACGUAGAUAAGUAACGCAGAUAAGAGAAGAGUAGUAGUCCUUCUGCUGCUGCAACUACUUCUAUUGACACUGCUGGGAAAUUCGGAAAGUACAUCCAUCCACACCGGGAACGGUUCAUUGCGAGCGUUGGGGAGGUAAAACUGAGGGGCGAACCAAACCCGUGGCGGAUGAAAAGGGACCGCAGGCAAGCAAGUGAGACGGCACGGCCGUUGGAUCCUGAGCACGCUUUGCACCGGAAAAGGACGAAACGGUCUAGGACCUUAUUUACCCACAGCUUCAUCGAGCGGCAUGCGCUUGCGUUUCCGGCAGUGUUCUUCGGCUGUACGAAGGAAGCGGAUGGGAAGAACAAACCGUGCCCCUAGAACGCAAAACCCCGAGCGAACGAACUGCGCGCGAGCCCGUACACCCCACUCGUGGUGCGAGAGCACCAGCAGCAGCAGCAGCAGUGCAAUAGUGUAAAAGCUGGCAUCUUUCUGUCAGAGGUGGGCUCAGCUAUCGAUAUCCUGAACCGCGGUCGUCCGAAUCGUGCAAGAAAUCAAGGUGCAAUUUCUGUGUAAACUCAAAACCUGCUGAAAAGGAAAACAAUUCUCCCCGCACUAUUUCCGGAGGUUGUACAAGUGUUGUGUAAGAAAAGAUCCCGCGGUGAGACAGUGUGCUGCCGUCUCUUUCGUGAGAUUAAAUUGCGUCGCAUGUUGAAAUUUCGCGAAUGUAAGGAUCAGCAUUUUGGGAACCUCCUUUGGGAGUAGAUAUACGGCGUGCAUAAAACCUGGUUCGUGCCACGAACCUUGAGCCUUCAAUUUAAGCGGAGAAACUACGGCGAAAAACUUCCAAGAGAUAUGGAACCCUGGUGCUGCUGUGAUUGGACGCCAUCUUGGAAUUGAGGAUGGUGCGGCGUGGGUUCGUUUAGUACGAUGUAGCAUUAUUACGACGACAACCUGCAAUCUUUAGACAUUGGUGUGGAGAGAUAUUGCUUUCAAUAGUUUUCAUUUCUGCAGCGUGCGCGUUUUGUGGACUGUGUUGUGAAAUCGUCCUAGUGUCUAGUAUAACACUCGAGUGUUGUGAAGCUUAAAAUUCAAACCAUUAAUUACCGCUGCACAAUGCAGCGUUCCAGCUCACUGUACGUGACUCCUAACUGCGGAGGGUCAUCCGUAACAAUUCCUCCGCUGCUAACCAACCUGAGCAGCAAUCUGGACCAGCACCAUCACCAUCAUCACCACCACCACCAGCAGCAGCAACAACAACACCAACAUUACAGCGUCGUCACACCAAUCGAUACGAUUACGCUCGAAGCCAACCUCCACAGUCCUACCUCUGGGCGAGGUUCUCUGAAGCGCAAACUUCCCAUCUCCGAGCUGGAGGAUCAUUUUCCUGUCUCGGUAACGGUGGCACCGUACGCAACCCUCCCGGACACCGUCACCGUCAAUGGGCCGCUGGUGACGAAGCAGCGAAAGGACAUCGACACUGGCGCCGGCAUUGGUGUGGAACUGCACGAGUUCCCGGCGUUCGGACAAGCGUUCCAGGGUGUGUCUGGCAUUGGGCAGUUCUACGUGAUUGGUCCAAACGAUACGAACAACAAUAAUCCAGCAAAUGCGCUGGGUGAUGCGCAUGACCCGCACCACCAACAGCUAGCGACGUACAUCUACGAUGUGCCCGGUGAGAUAGAUGCUGGUGCAGAAGAUGCGGAGGUCAUACCGAUCAGUGAGCAUCAUCUAACGUCCACCGUGCUGGCGCCGGUUGUUAGUGACGUGGUGCACCACACCAACGGUAUCGUGCUGACCGACAUAAGCUCAUCUACCUGGACCAGUACGGCGGAAUUGCUCGAUUUGGACAGGAAAGGGUCGUCGACAUCGACCAUACCUACGAACGUGCAUCACCAUCGCUACUCUAUCGUGAGUACCGAGCAUCAUCAUCACCAGCAGCAGCAGCAGCAGCAGCAGCUACACCAACAACAUCAACAAAACAGCCAUCAACAACAUCACCAACAACAUCACCAUCAUCAGCAGCAACACCCACAUCUUACCUCACACCAUCACCAUCAGCAGCAGCAGCAGCAGCAGCAGCAGCAACAACACCAUCAUCACCACCACCACCAGCAAUUGCUUCAUGUACCGCCGAUGCAUACACACCAUCAACCUCAGCAACAAUCGACAACAUCCUCCCCAUCCUCUCCCAGACCUCCACCACCUCCUCCGCCUCCUCCACCACCUCCAGCGCCAACCACAUCCUCAGCAAAUGCCGAACAUGUGCACACACAUCGCAACAAUCAAGAUGUGAAUCAACAGCAGCAGUACAGCGGUGGUGGUGGUGGUCCUACGGGUGGUAACAGUAGCCCGUACAAUGGCACCAACAAUCAGAGUUCGGCCAGCAACUGGUCGAAUUCGGGUGAACCGUGUCGGUCCACGUCGGACGGCAGCAGUCCACGUCGUAGUGAAACGACGGCGGCGACGACGACGACGACGUCCGCCACAACAACUCCUGCCAGCGCACUCACAAAUGGUAUGAAGACGCCUGAACGCUUAGCAUCACAAACCCCAGACACACCAGAAGACUGCAAAAAUCUGUCGUGGUUGCUCAACUUCAAGCUGGAUGACAUCCCGAACCUAUCGCCUCGCUCCAAUCGGAAGCAGCGUUCGAAAGCGUUUGCCGCCGGGACUGGACCGGGAACUGCGAGUCAGGAAGGUGUUGGCGGUGUUGGCGGUGGUGGGAGCGGUAGUUUGGGCGGCGAAUCCGGCACCGUUGCUAUCGAGGAAGGCGAUCUGAACGUUGGGGAGAACGUUACGAUCGAAAGCAGCAAUGGCAAAUCACCAAAGAAGCCACCAUUCACGUACACCGAGCUAAUAGAGUACGCACUGGAGGAGCAGGGUGAUCUAACAGUAGCCGCUAUCUACCAGUGGAUAUCUGAUCACUUCCCGUACUACAAAUCGCAUGACGACCGCUGGAAGAACUCCGUCCGCCAUAACUUGUCGAUUAAUCCACACUUUCGCAAGGGUCGCAAAUCGUCGCACGGUUCCGGCCACCUAUGGACAAUCUCUAGCCGCAACUCGGAGGACAAUUUUCUCGCCUGGGAGCAUAAAAAGCAACGCUUUGAAUGGUUUUUCAAGAUGGAAGCGAAUGCGCGUAUGCGCGAGGUGGGGACGAACGAUACGAUGACGGAUGCGGAGGUUGCAGCAGCGACAGCCAGUCUGGCACAGUACGUGCCCAAAUCGCCAACCACAGGCUCACCGGUGAAUCAGUGUAUGGAAACAAUGAAUCCCGCUACGUCCGAACAACAUCGUCAGCAUCUGUCCCACACGAUGCAGCAGCAGCAACCACAUCAACAGCAGCAACAACAUCAGCAGCAUCAACAGCAUCACCAUCACCAUCAUCCACAGCAGCAGAUAACUGCGACGUACCAUGAGGCCCAAACACUGUACGCAGACAUCAUCACCAGUGCACAGUUUAAGGUGACAGCUAGGACGGAAGAGAUCAAACAUCCGGACGACGACACCUUCAACGGUUUGCGACGUGGAGGUGAUAUCCAGAUAGAUCGGCCAACGCAAACGAUCCAGACGUACGAGAUGCUAGAUUCUGCGGAGUACAAUAUUGCCGACUACCUGAACCCGGUACCGAAGGAGGAAAUCGUGCAGGAGUGUGGGCUGCGUUCGGUGGCACUCGAUCCGGCCGAGCUCGGUAUCAACAUCCCGUCCGCCACCGGACAGGACGAUGACAUACUAUUCGAUGACUUCAAUCUCAACUACUUCGGCAACAACAUCAUGACCUGACGACGUGCUACAUCAUCACAGCAACUACUGCAGGAGCAACAUCCAGCAACCGUACUGGUUGCUCCACUGCUCGAGCCAGUCUUUGCACCGCUACCGAUUGACGGUACCGUGCAGCAGAUCGUCGCCAUGAUACCGACCACCCUGGUGACUCCAACGAUUACCGUCAGUACGACACAGGAAUCGAUCCCUGGUGAUAACGAUUCACCAACCAAGUCAGGACCUAUCUAACUCUUCUGCCCUCCAAAAAAUCUUUACACCAACUCUGCAUGCGUUUAUAGGAUCCAAAUGGAGCUGAUGGCAUGAAACGCUGGACACUAGUCAUGGAGGAGUACCUUAUAAUCUUAUUAGUUUGUGCCAUACUCAAGCCCAGUUAGUUUUAGCGUAUUUGGGUUAAUGAAAAACUCUAGCAUAAUGUUGUGUGUGUGUGUCAGUGUGUUUGUGUGUGUAUGCGCGUGUGUGUACGUGUGCGUGUGUGUGCAAUUAGGUUCAGUUAACGGAUAGAAGAAUGGAUCCUAUCAAAUCUUCGAGAAGCCCCACAAGAAUUGGGACUUUUUCAUCCAAAAAUUGAUUGGUUUCUUCUGUUGAUCUUUGCAAUUUUUGUUUUGUCUAUCUCUUUCUCGCUCACUCGCUCUUUAGUCAAUGUAACAUUUUAUCACCAAACGAGCAAAAACAAAAUGUCCCAGGAUAGUGAUGUGGUAAUAGUGUAAGCUUACACACAGGAACAAUCAACGUCCAUGAUGGCGUUUAUCCAGAGCACACGGUCAUAAUGAAAGAAAUCUACCGGCGGUAAGCUACUUAAAUGAGGCAAAAAAAACUUACCACUAAAAAACCCAUUCGUGCCAUUGUAAUCACUUCUGUCACAUCUUAUCUUUAGACAAACACACACGCACACACCCAUACUGUUUCGUAAUAAUACUGUUCCGGAUUCGUAUUUCUACCGAGUUUAACUACUAUUAAAUACUACCUAGUGAAUCAACAAUCCA
Molecule: messenger RNA, 4971 nt
Organism: Anopheles stephensi (Asian malaria mosquito)
Lineage: Eukaryota; Metazoa; Arthropoda; Insecta; Diptera; Culicidae
Exons: 8
Coding region: 1325-3988 (887 amino acids)
Biological process (GO): regulation of DNA-templated transcription
Cellular component (GO): nucleus
Molecular function (GO): DNA-binding transcription factor activity; cis-regulatory region sequence-specific DNA binding
Source: RefSeq, a predicted model, not a curated record